Phyllostomus discolor (pale spear-nosed bat) is the source of this 3237-nucleotide messenger RNA. It is a transcript of the gene KASH5, whose product is annotated as KASH domain containing 5. Gene Ontology annotation, molecular function: dynein complex binding. The transcript is spliced from 19 exons. The record is from RefSeq and is a predicted model, not a curated record. Lineage: Eukaryota; Metazoa; Chordata; Mammalia; Chiroptera; Phyllostomidae. Gene Ontology annotation, cellular component: chromosome, telomeric region; meiotic spindle pole; nuclear outer membrane. Bases 1292 to 2968 code for a protein of 558 amino acids. Gene Ontology annotation, biological process: chromosome localization to nuclear envelope involved in homologous chromosome segregation; spindle assembly; telomere localization.
CCCUCAAUCAGUGUAAUUAUCAAUAGUGACCCUUUUAGUCUUGAAAGUGUCCCAGAGUUGGAACAAGAAGUAAAAUGGUCAGCCUCAUUGUAAUGGAAACAUAACAGGACAUCUUGUGGGGCACAGAAGAGGGAGCCCGUAACUGCUCCAGGGACUCAGGGAGGGUCCCCAGGGGUCUGGGGACCCAGGCAGGAGUCACAGGUGGGAAUGGUGCUACAGUGUAGCCUAGGGUGGGAGGGACGUAGGAAGAUGCUAAGUUCCCGUGGUUGUGAUGAGGGUGAGGGUCCUGGAGGUGGGCCAGUGGAGAGGGGUGACAAAAAGAGGCAAGGAGUUACAGGGACCUCUCUGCCACACCAAAGGGGCUAGGGCUUAGUCCUGAGGGAACUAGGGAGCCAUGGGAGGGCUGGGAGCAGGGGAGAAAUAGGAUCAAACUCAAGUGGGAUGCCAGGAGUUCCAAAUACAGGCAGAUAUGGUGAGGAUGUCAGUAGCCAGGGUAGUUGGGAACCCAGCGACAGUACCCCCUUUAGAAGUGUUUCCCAGAGUAGGGGACACAUGAGCCAGGACUGGAAGGGUUGGCAAGCAGGGUGCCCCAAGCAGAUACCCAGAGGUGGGAACAGCAAGUGUGAUUUGGGUGGGGAGACAGGCGGGGCCAGGUCAUGCAGGACCUUGGAUGCCAAGUCCAGCGUCUGUGCUGGGUCCGUAGGGUACUGGGGAGCCAUGGAAGAACGUUGAGCAAAGGAAGGGCAGGGCAGCUCUGGGGUCCUGUGGGAAUGGACUGGAGGCUAGGAGACCAAGGAGGAGGCUGCAGUGAGGGCUCAUGGGGAGAGGACGAGGUCGGAGCCUGGGCCAUAGGGAUGAAGAGAAGGGGACACAGUAGAGUCAGUCAGUCGUUGGGCAGGAAGGACAGGGUUGGGGGGCUUGACAAGCUGUGUGGGUAGGAGUCAUAGGUGAAGAGGCAGUCAUCCCCACCCACUAGCCCCCCCCUUUGAUCUGUCACCCACUCCUCAGGUCCCCCUUCUCCCAACCCACACCUCCAAUCUAUAAAACAGGUCUGAGCAGGAGCUGCUGCGAUGGAGACAGGGGUGGGCAAACAGGUUCUGAGAACCCAGAGCUGCCUGGGGCACAGGUAAGGCAGGACACAUCCCCACCCUCGGGUGGCUGGUCUGAGGAGGCCGUUCCUCUGCUUGUCCUUCCAGGAGCUCUCAGAGUAGCCGGUCCCUUUUCUGUCCCUCCCAGUGAUGAAGGGCAGCUGUUAGCUUUGCUAGCAGCUGUGGUGCAACCAGCGUGGCCCAUGGACCUACCAGAGAGCCCAGCGGGUGGUCCCGCUUCACAAAUGUACCUCUGGGACCAGCCGGAGGAGGGGCUCCUGGGGACACCGCUCAGCUUAGAGGAGCAAAUACUUAACUCCACCUUCGAAGCCUGUGACCCCCAGAGGACAGGCUUUGUGGCUGUGACCCACGUACUGGCCUACCUGGAGGCCGUGACUGGACAGGGCCCCCAGGACGUGCGCCUCCAAACACUGGCCUGCAGCCUGGACCCCAACGGGGAGGGCCCUCAGGCCACUGUGGACUUGGACACCUUCCUGGUCGUCAUGCGGGACUGGAUCGCUGCCUGCCAGCUGGAUGGACGAUUAGAGCUGGAAGAGGAGACCGCCUUCGAGGGGGCCCUGACCUCCCAGCGACUGCCAUCUGGAAGCCCAAACGCCGAGGAGCCAGACAACCUGGAGAGCUUCGGAGGCGAAGACCCCAGACCUGAACUGCCCGGCACAGCUGACCUGCUGAGCAGCCUGGAGGACCUGGAGCUCAAUAACCGCCGGCUGGUCGGGGAGAACGCCAAACUGCAGCGCAGUGUGGAGACGGCUGAGGAGGGGUCCGCGCGCCUCGGGGAGGAGAUCUCUGCCCUGCGCAAGCAGCUCCGCAGUACCCAGCAGGCCCUGCAGCUUGCCAAGGCCGUGGAUGAGGAGCUGGAAGACCUGAAGAGCCUGGCCAAGAACCUGGAGGAACAGAACCGCGGUCUUCUGGCCCAGGCCCGGCAGACAGAAAAGGAGCAGCAGCAUCUAGUGGCUGAGCUGGAGACUCUACAGGAGGAGAAUGGGAAGCUGCUGGCCGAGCGGGACAGAGUGAAGAGGCGGACUGAGGAGCUGGCCAUGGAGAAGGACUCUUUGAAGCGGCAGCUCUGUGAGUGUGAACACCUCAUUUGCCAACGAGAAGCUGACCUCUCUGAGCGCACUUGCCACGCAGAGAGCCUGGCCAAGACCUUGGAAGAGUACAGAACAACAACCCAGGAACUGAGGCUGGAAAUCUCACACCUAGAGGAGCAGCUGAGUCAGAUCCACAAGGGGCCAGAUGAGCCGCCCAAAGGGAUGCAGGCGAGAAGAGAAGACUGGGCCAAGCUGCUGCCCCCAUCGCUGGGCAUGGAGAUCCGGGCCCUUUGGCAGCAACAAGAAGAAGCAGCCGCUGAUCUCUCCAGCCCCCUGUGUGGGGUGUGGCAGUGGCAGGAGGGCAUCGGUGAGAGCGACGAGGAGGCUGAGGGACAGAGAAACUUCCAGGGAGAGCCAGCAUACUGUCAGGAAGGAAAGAAGGGGCAGUCGAUGUGGUUGCCCAGAAGAGAGGAAGAGGAGGAAGCAGAGACCCGGGCCAUGGCUGAUCUCUCCAACCCUCUGAGAGACCCUCACCCUCCACACUUUCCAAGAAGCCCUCCUGAGAGCCCUGCCCCGCCGGACCUGCGCCAGGCCCUGGUGCCUGUGGAGAAGAAGCUGGUCCCUGUCAGGAGGCAGGUCUGGGGCCAGCUCUGCCUGUGCCCCCUGCACCCCCAGCGGCUCAGGGUCGCUCGGCACCCGCUGAUCCCAGCACCCGUCCUGGCCCUCCUGCUGCUGCUGCUGCUGCUCUCCCUCCUGCUGCUCGGCCAGUCCCCGCCCCCAACCUGGCCGCACCUCCAGCUCUGCUACCUGCGGCCACCUCCUGUGUGAACCCUGCACCCGCCCCUCUGAGCCAUGUCUAGUUCAGUGGGUUCCUCAGCUCGGUUUGCUGUUCUGCUGUUGCGGUGCCACCGUCAUCUGGGAUUGUUCCCCCAGUGCCCACCCGAACACCAGAUGCAGUGUUUCCGGAUCCACACCCAGUGUGGUGGGGUCUUUAUGUGAAGUCUCUUGGUUUUUUAAUGUUAGCAACUGCAUUUCUCUUUUCUUUCUUUCUUUCUAAAAUGUUAUUUAUUGGUGUUAGAGAGGGAGGAAAGGAAAGA